Messenger RNA from Linnemannia hyalina, 243 nucleotides. The record is from the annotation of a GenBank genome assembly. Lineage: Eukaryota; Fungi; Mortierellomycota; Mortierellomycetes; Mortierellales; Mortierellaceae.
AUGAAGGCCACCACCAUCCCCCUUAUGCUCUCUGCUGUCGCCCUCGCCGCCAUGGCAGCCGCGUUGCCUGUCACCGUCAAGAGAGACGCCCCAUUGGUCAACAUCCCCAUUCACGUCGAGGCUGAGGUCAAUGCCUCACAUGCUGCGGAUCACUGGAACUGGGACCAGGGCACUAUUGAUCAUACUUACGCGCCAGAGGCCACAGGCAACAUUGUUACCAAUGCCAAAAGGAGCGCCCCAUGA